CUGCCCUCACCCGUGAUGGCGGCGGCGGCUUCGGCCGCGCUCCCGCAGCUGCUCCGUCCCUCCCGGCCGCGGCUGCCGGCGGGCCCCGCGCUGCCCGUACCCGGCAUGGCCGCCAAGGGAGCCCGGCAGCGGCCGCGGGCGGGCGGUGGGGACGCGGCGGGGCGGCGGCCCGAGCCCGCGGGCAGCGAGGAGGCGCGGAACGAAUCAUCUGGGAGCAAAGCCGGGCAAGUUUGGGCCCCUGAAGGAUCAACAGCUUUCAAGUGUCUCAUCUCGGCCAGGUUCUGUGCAGCUCUGCUGAGCAACAUCUCGGACUGUGAUGAGACCUUUAACUACUGGGAGCCGACACACUACCUCAUUUAUGGGAAGGGGUUUCAGACAUGGGAAUACUCUCCAGCCUACGCCAUCCGCUCCUAUGCUUACCUGUGGCUCCAUGCCUUGCCAGCCUGGUUCCAUGCCAGGGUUCUGCAAACCAACAAGGUUCUCAUCUUCUAUUUCCUGCGAUGCUUCCUGGCCUUCCUGAGCUGCGUUUGUGAACUCUACUUCUACAAGGCUGUGUGCAAGAAGUUUGGGCUGCACGUGAGCAGGCUGAUGUUGGCCUUCCUAGUGCUCAGCACGGGGAUGUUCUGUGCUUCUGCAGCUUUCCUCCCCAGCAGUUUCUGCAUGUACACCACGGUGGUUGCCAUGACAGGCUGGUACAUGGACAAGACCUCUGUGGCAGUGCUGGGGGUGGCUGCUGGAGCCCUGCUGGGCUGGCCCUUCAGUGCAGCUCUGGGGCUUCCUAUUGCCUUUGACUUGUUGAUCCUGAAGAAGAGGUGGAAAAGUUUCCUGAACUGGUGUGUGGUGUCCUUGAUCCUGUUUUUGGUGCCCUUGGUGGUGGUGGACAGCUAUUACUAUGGGAAGCUGGUGGUGGCACCUCUCAACAUCGUUCUGUACAACGUCUUCACCCCCCACGGCCCUGAUCUCUACGGUACAGAACCCUGGUCCUUCUAUUUCAUCAAUGGCUUUCUGAAUUUCAACGUGGUGUUUGUCCUGGCCCUGCUCGUGCUGCCUCUGACCUGUCUGAUGGAGUGUCUGCUGCAGAAAUUCCGUGUUCAGAAUCUGGGCCGUCCCUACUGGCUGACCCUGGCUCCCAUGUACCUCUGGAUCCUGAUUUUCUUCAGCCAGCCCCACAAAGAAGAGAGGUUUCUCUUCCCCAUCUAUCCCCUCAUCUGUCUCUCUGGUGCUGUGGCUCUCUCUGCUCUUCAGAAAUGUUACCACUUCAUCUUCCAGCGCUACCGCCUGGAACACUACACAGUGUCCUCCAACUGGCUGGCCCUGGGGACUGUCUUCCUCUUUGGCCUUUUGUCACUGUCACGUUCUGUUGCCUUAUUCAGAGGCUACCACGGGCCCCUGGACCUGUACCCGGAGUUCCACAGGAUUGCCACUGACCCCAGCAUUCACACGGUGCCCGAGGGGAGACCAGUCAAUGUCUGUGUGGGCAAGGAGUGGCACAGGUUCCCCAGCAGCUUCCUGCUGCCAGACAAUUGGCAGCUCCAGUUCAUCCUGUCGGAGUUCCGGGGCCAGCUGCCCAAACCCUUUGCCAAGGGACCCAUGGCCACACGGAUCAUUCCCACGGACAUGAAUGACCAGAACAAGGAGGAGCCAUCUCGAUAUAUUGACGUUUCCAAGUGCCACUACCUGGUGGACUUGGACACAGCAACGGAGAGCCCGCGGGAGCCCAGGUACUCCUCCAACAAAGAAGAGUGGGUGACCAUUGCCUACAAGCCAUUCCUUGAUGCUUCCAGGUCCUCGCGGCUGCUGCGGGCGUUCUACAUCCCCCUGCUGUCGGAGCAGUACACGUGGUACGCCAACUACACCAUCCUGAAACCCCGCAGGAAGCAAGCCAGGAAAAAAAUGGGAGGCUAGGAACACACCUGGGCCAGCAAAAAAAAAACCCCAAAGCAUCUGCUGGCACUCUUGGACAGCUCCCUGUGUGAAGGAUGGUGCUGGGAGGAUUCCCCGAUGAGCUCUGGCAGCCUCUGCUCCUCUGUCAGGGCUCUGCUCUGCCUCAAGCCAUUGGAAAAUCCAGCAGCCACCUAUGGAUGUGUUAUCCCUGCUGCUCCCUGUGUUGUUCUCUCUUACGCCGGAGAAGAGAAAAAUGGAAAAUAAAAAGGGGGUGGCACCGCCAGGUUCUGCUCCAGGCUGCAAAUCUGGGAAAAUCCAGCUCAAAUUCUCUCUGUCUCUCCCCCACCCACCCCCCCCCACUGUCCUCACCUGCUCAAGCAGUGCUUUUUUUCACCCAGGGAGUUUUUUUUCCAGGUAACAAAGCUUAGGAAUUUUCCUUUUCCAAGGGGAAAAGAGGAAAAACACCUGACUGACAAUGAACUGGAAUGCACUGAAUCUCAAGGAAUGAAGCAUCAUGCACCACAGAGGAACAGCCUAAAGCUGCUCUGUCCAGGAGAAAUUUCCAAGGAUAAACCUGUGCUUUUGGGAACAAAAAACCCAAACUGAGACAAUUAUGUGUUUAAUGGGAUCAGAGUGUUCGUGUUAUCUGUGAAGCCAAGUGUUUGUUUGCUAUUUAUAAUGAUUUUUUCAAGAUCCUUUGAACUCUAGUUGUCAGCAUCUUAAAAAUUCUGGAAUCAUCCAGAGAGGAGAAGGAUAAAUCCUUUUUUUUUUUUUUGCAGUUCUGUUUCCCAGAAUAGCCAGGAUGUGUUACGUGGGUCCAACAUGCCUCAGAGCAGUGCUGUGCUUAUUCCAUCUCCAUUUUCAAACGUGCAGCAUCACCAGCUGGAUGGAAGGAGCUGUUCUCGCUCACACCCCUGGGAUUCUGUGGGGAUGGGAUGGGGUGGAGCAGAGGAGGAGUUCUGCCCCAUGGUGUGACUGUGGUUGGGUUGGUGUGAGCAGGGGGAUCAGGGAGCAGAUUUGGGAUCCAGAAAAGCUCUGGGGAUCCAUGUGUUGGAUGCAGGGCUCAGCAGGGUGGGAAGGCUGUGAUCCCACCUGAUCCUGCUGGGACAGAGCAGGAGGAGCUGCAUGAGCAGCAAGGCUGGGCUGUGUCAUAGGAUCAACUUUACAAACACAGGGAGAGGUUCUGAAUCCCUGCAUGGCACCAAGGAGGAGGUUUUUAAUGUUUGUGCUACAAACAGUGCCCAGCCUGGAGUCUGGAUGGUCACACCAUGGAGAAUCCCACUGCACCCCACUCCCUGGAGCAGCAGCUGGAAGCUGAGGCACUAAAUUCAGGUUUAGGGUGGUGUCUAAGUUGUGCCAUCCUUAGGGAAGUGGAUUUCAUCCCAUGCAAGUCUCCCCCUCCCUGAGUGUCAGCUGUGGAGCUCUGAGGUGUCCCAGGAAUGUGGCUGGGAUGAGCUGUUCUGGGAGGGCAGAGCUGCCACCAGAGUUUUGUGUCCGUGUCCAUCAUCUCCCCUCUCCCUCCAGCCAGCUCUGCCCUCGCUGAAGUUUUACCCAGGGCUCUCCAGUGCCAGUGAAUCCAGACCAGAACUCCUGCCCUGCUUGUUGCCUCUUCCCUUGCUGCCCCCGACCUGAACUCAAAUAAAGCGACCGAUGCAGCUCAAGCAGUGAUGGCAGCAGCUCUGUGGUCCCAUGUCCCAGCCCAUCACCACGUGUUUGGUGUGAACACAGCGCAGUAAACACCCAUUGGAAACCA
Molecule: messenger RNA, 3637 nt
Organism: Corvus hawaiiensis (hawaiian crow)
Lineage: Eukaryota; Metazoa; Chordata; Aves; Passeriformes; Corvidae
Gene: ALG9
Product: ALG9 alpha-1,2-mannosyltransferase
Biological process (GO): protein N-linked glycosylation
Cellular component (GO): endoplasmic reticulum membrane
Molecular function (GO): alpha-1,2-mannosyltransferase activity
Source: RefSeq, a predicted model, not a curated record